Messenger RNA from Cyprinus carpio (common carp), 1303 nucleotides. Its product is annotated as nuclear migration protein nudC-like. Gene Ontology annotation, cellular component: cytoplasm. Gene Ontology annotation, biological process: protein folding. Lineage: Eukaryota; Metazoa; Chordata; Actinopteri; Cypriniformes; Cyprinidae. The record is from RefSeq and is a predicted model, not a curated record.
UGUGUGGGCGGUCCUUGUAUCUAGGAAGUAGUGUUGGCGACACACCGGCGGUAGCGUGACUGUUAGCUUCACGCUCCAAAUAGCAGUUUUUAUCGUCUGUUAUCUGAAGUGAAUAGUGAAAAUGGGAGAUGAUGAGGAGAAGUACGAUGGGAUGUUGCUCGCCAUGGCGCAGCAGCAUGAAGGAGGAGUGCAGGAGCUGGUGAACACCUUCUUCAGUUUUCUGAGGAGGAAGACUGAUUUCUUCACCGGAGGAGAGUCUGGAGCCCCAGAGAAGCUGGUUAAAGAGGCGUUUGCUCAUCACAAUCAGCUCGCCCUCAAAGCCCAGAAAGAGAAACAGUCCAGACAAGAGAAGGAGAAGAAGGAGAAGACCGAAAGAGCUGCUAAACUGAAGGAAGAGGAGAAGAAGAGGAAGCCGGACGCAGAGGAGCCCAGAAUCAAAGAGCUCACGGAUGAGGAGGCCGAGAGACUCCAGUCACAGUUAAAUCAAACAAAAGAAGAAAAGAAAACUGCAGAAGUACCUGAGAAAACAGACGGCGAUGCAUCAGAAAAAAACAAAAAAGGGUCGGACUCCGAAGGAGAGGAAGAUGAGAAGGACAAAGACAAGAUCAAGCCCAAUGCUGGAAACGGAGCAGAUCUUUCACACUACCGCUGGACUCAGACCCUGUCUGAAGUGGACCUGGUCGUGCCGUUCGAUGUGAGCUUCCGUCUGAAGGGGAAGGACGUGGUGGUGGACAUCCAGCGGCGGUCCCUGAAGGUGGGGCUGAAGGGUCAUCCGCCUGUGAUCGACGGACAGCUGUGCAACGAGGUGAAGGUGGAGGAGAGCUCCUGGCUCAUAGAGGAUGGGAAAGUGGUCACCGUUCAUUUCGAGAAGAUAAACAAAAUGGAGUGGUGGAGCAGGUUAGUGACCACAGACCCCGAAAUCAACACCAAGAAAGUCUGCCCGGAGAACUCCAAGCUGUCGGAUCUGGACGGGGAGACGCGCAGUAUGGUGGAGAAGAUGAUGUAUGAUCAGAGGCAGAAGUCCAUGGGGCUGCCCACCUCUGAAGAGCAGAAGAAACAGGACAUCCUGAAGAAGUUCAUGGCUCAGCAUCCAGAGAUGGACUUCUCCAAAGCCAAGUUCAGCUGAGAGCCUCUGAAUCUCUGAAUGACGAGAUCUGAGUCUUACCCUCCCGUUCUGCUCAGUUAGACGUGUUUUCUUUCUGUUAGAUGACUGUUUGACUAACAAUUUCUCUCUUGUGAUGAUGGAAGUGUUAUAAUGCACCAUGUCUAGCUUUUUUUUUUUAAUAAAUCAUUUCAAACCCUG